AUGACCUCAUCUGCCGAGUCUUCUCCUAAGAGGACUAAGACAAGUUGGAACCCUUUACCAGACGGAGGUCUAUUAGCAUCUGCCGUAACUCUGUGUAAAGCGACUCUAGGGGCCGGCAGUCUAGCACUACCUGGCUCAAUGAUGUCAACAGGUAUACCUCUCUCUGUGGUACUUCUCAUCGCCUUGGGCAUCAUGUCGAUGAUCUCAAUCAACAUGAUUGUCAGAGCACAGACGCAUUCUAAAAUGGAUACUUUUGAGGAGUUGGUUAGAGGAUACUUCAAUAACCUCACUGGCUAUCUUUUCGAAGUCGCUAUGGUCAUCUUUUGCUUUGGCACUGCAGUGGCGUACCUCAUCACAGUAGCAGAUCUCCUCAUACCAGUAUUCGGUAAAGCCUUCGGACCAGAACAUGCCGAGGCGGCUUAUGCCUAUCCUUUCCUGAAUCGAACGAUCCUCACGAUUAUCGUCGCUGUAAUACUAUUACCUCUAUGUCUUGUCAAUCGUAUUAACAACAUUCGAUGGGUUUCCAUGGCGGGCGUAUUGUCCAUUUUCAUUCUAGCUAUUUGUAUCUUUUACGUUUUCAUUAAACGUGGAGUGUCUGUCGAUCUCACCCCUACUACCACAUGGUUACCUACCCAUGGUUUCGGUCCCGUAAUCGGUGCCAUUUCUGGUUAUAUAUUUGCGUAUGUCUGUCAAGUGAAUGUCCCUCAAAUCUACUCAGAGCUCAUCCCCCGCAAGGAGUCUUCAAUGAGGAUCGUCUCGGCCAUCUCCGUAUCACUAUGCUUCUUCACAUACCUCACUAUUGGUAUUUUUGGUUUCCUAACCUACGGUUUGGCAACUGAAGGUUCUAUCGUCACCAACAUGACACAAGAGUUCAACAACGGUGAUGUCUUUGUCACGAUAGCCUUCAUCUUGAUGGCCUUGGCUGUUCUCGCCGCCUACCCCCUCAAUAUUUUCCCUAUCCGUGCUUCUGUAAAGGCAACGAUCCGAGGCAUCUCAGGUCGCACUACUCCUUUCCAAUGGUGGAUUGGUCCCCUCAUUGUGAUAAUAAGCAUCAUCCUCAGCGUGGUUGUCGCCAUCUACCUCCCAGACGUUCAGACUGUCCUCUACUUUGUUGGUUCCGUCACAGGCUCUUAUAUCGUCUACGUCGUCCCUGGAGGUUUCUGUGUGAGGCUACUGAAAUCACGCUUCUAUGCUGAGCAACUCCACCGAGCCCGCUUAGCCACCGUUGAGGAGUGUCCUUCUGAAGAAGCUAAGGAUGUCGAGAUAGUCAAUGAUAGCACUAAGAUUAAUGAUUCUACUGCUACAGUUGUGAGCAGAUCUAAGUUUGAUUAUUCAGCAGUUACAUCAUGGGGUAUGAUUAUUCUCGGUUUGGUAUUUUUUGUAGUUGGGUCGUAUCAAAGCGUUGUUGAUGUCAUCGAUUUCUAUAGCACUUAAUAGACAAUCAUCAUGAUGUUGAUUAUUGGUAGAGAUGAUGCUAGAACAUGUCCGUCGCGCCUCGAUAGCUGGAAGGGGACAUUUUCUCAAGUUCCCUUUACCCCCUUAUAUCGAUUCAUACUAUGGUAUCCUGUUCGUCAAUCGCGGGCUUGCACUUCUAUCUCA
Messenger RNA from Perkinsus marinus ATCC 50983, 1599 nucleotides. Its product is annotated as 10 transmembrane domain, possible aa transporter, putative. The record is from RefSeq and is a predicted model, not a curated record. Lineage: Eukaryota; Perkinsozoa; Perkinsida; Perkinsidae. The transcript has a single exon. The coding region runs from base 1 to 1434 and encodes 477 amino acids. Gene Ontology annotation, biological process: amino acid transmembrane transport. Gene Ontology annotation, molecular function: amino acid transmembrane transporter activity.